GUGUACUCUAACGAUGAGGAGAUGGCAAAGGCCCUACAGCGUGAAUUUGACCGCGAGUACGAUCUAUCCGUGAGAUUGAACCAGGAAAAGCAGAAGGGAAAGAAGAGUAUUGCUACAGUGACGGUGACACCAGACCGUUACUGUCCAAAAACCACGCAAGACUCUGAUCAGUCUAGCGACGAUGAGGAUUUGAGACAAUUUGCGACGGAAAUGCUCUAUACUAAGUUGUCGGGUGAUGCUCCGGUUCAUAGCGGAAACGUUUACCGUAACGCUGAAGGAGAGUUAAUUACUAAACAUAAUGCAAGUUUGUCGGCGAAACGUAACGCGGACAAAGCUAUGAAUGUCACGUUUAAGCAACCACCUUUUAGGACAAAGUCAAUCUGGCUUUUGGUGAUAUGUGUAAUGAAAAGAUCAACAGCCGAGUCUACAACUCUCUCAGGAAUUUCUCGAAGACUGAAACAAAGAGACAGCACAAACUAA
Strongylus vulgaris is the source of this 480-nucleotide messenger RNA. The record is from the annotation of a GenBank genome assembly. Lineage: Eukaryota; Metazoa; Nematoda; Chromadorea; Rhabditida; Strongylidae.